Molecule: messenger RNA, 1529 nt
Organism: Coregonus clupeaformis (lake whitefish)
Lineage: Eukaryota; Metazoa; Chordata; Actinopteri; Salmoniformes; Salmonidae
Gene: her1
Product: hairy-related 1
Exons: 4
Coding region: 118-1131 (337 amino acids)
Biological process (GO): regulation of transcription by RNA polymerase II; regulation of neurogenesis; anterior/posterior pattern specification
Cellular component (GO): nucleus
Molecular function (GO): protein dimerization activity; RNA polymerase II cis-regulatory region sequence-specific DNA binding; DNA-binding transcription factor activity, RNA polymerase II-specific
Source: RefSeq, a predicted model, not a curated record
UUUAUUUUCAGCUGACUUGACCGGAUUAGAUGCAUUUAUCGUUUUAUUUUUUUGAAAAGUCGUCUUUAUUCAUAUAGGCCUACUUUUCUUCAUCGAGUAAAGUUGGAAGGAUCAAACAUGGAUAAUCGUAAAGCCUUAAAGAGGGUUCUAAAACCGGUGAUUGAAAAGAAGAGGCGAGAUAGGAUAAAUCAACGCUUGGAUGAGCUAAGGACUAUUCUGCUAAGCAACACUUCUGACAUGCGGCUGAAAAAUCCAAAGUUAGAAAAAGCUGAAAUUUUAGAGUUGACCGUCGAUUACAUACGAAGAAAAACAAAUGGGAACGACAGCAAAGCCUUCUCAGAAAAUUCCAUGAAAGAGUCCUCUGCUCCAGUGACUAGUGCUGUGAGUUCCCAAAGGACAGGCCCCAUACACAAGCAAACACAGCCCCCACCCAACCCUGUCUACAGUGCAGGUUUCACAGAGUGCAUAUCCCGCCUGGGCAACUACAUCGACAGCGUGGACCCCUCCCAGAGAGAGAGCUUUGUCCAGGGACUAAGGGAUCACCUGGAUACCCACAGCGCCUGCCCUCUGGGGAGGGUGCAGAGCCAGACCUUCCCCCUGGACCUCCAGCCCUGGGGCCCUGCAGCAGAAGGAUCAUGCUUCCUGGGCAGAGUGCAAAACAGGAAGGACAGCACAGUGAUGGGGCAUCAACGAGCCAGCAGGGAAGCCACUUUUCCAUAUAUCAACACCUCUCUUCCCAUCUAUCCCAACACCUUUGUGCUCCACCACCCCCACCCUACCCAACACCUCUCACACCCAUACCCAUCUCCCCCUUACUCCCUCUCACCCCCACCCUCCCCCUGUUACUCAAACUCCUCGCCACCUUUCACCACUACCCCUCCAUACCUCUCCAUGCCCUGCCACUUCCCCUUCCCUCCUUCUCCCUCUCAACGUCCAUCAGAUUCCUUGUCAUCCUUCUCUCAAACUACAUCUCCGCCCGUGGUGCCUCUGGUACCAGCCCAUCCUUCCCUGGUGUCCAGUCCCCCCACCCCUCUACAUCUCUCUGGCCCUGUGCCCGUCGGCCCAACAAGGACUCUGAGGCGGUCACUAUUUCAGAUCCAGCCCCAGGUAGUAUGGAGGCCCUGGUCCUGAUAUGCGGAGGAGAAGGGUGAUUGAAAUCCACACAGGACACAUACAGGUGUCCACAAUAUGUGUUCUGAGAGCAUCUUUACGGAAACCUAGCCACCCAGAUCAUCAUGGCACACAUUCAGGACAACAUUCAUCUUUCCUAUCAAGAAGCGUGUGUUGAGGGCCAGCUAAGAGAGAAAGAUGUGGAGGUCAAGGACAAUCAUACGUUUUCUGAAAACCUGUCACUGUCACUUUAAAAGGCCUGUUUAACAGACUGAAGAAUUCUCUGUUAUAUAACAUUUUCUUCAGAGCUUACUUUGUAGAAUGCCUGGAGUUUCUCUUUGUUUUCUUGUCUUGGACAAUGGAUUUCUUCUUUUACAUUCCUAUACAGUUAUUCCCUGUCUCCGGUUCUUUCCUAAAUU